AGUUAGUACAAUUUUGUUAUUCAGUUAAUUCUUUUAUAAAACAUCUCUACUAGUAAUAUGUAAUAUAAUUAUAAUUGUCAAAGUGUUUGUGACGUUGUCCGAAAUGCGAAAAUGCGGAGUUUUCACUUGGGGAUAGUUCGUGGUUUCCGUUUGCGAACGCAGAAUUAUGAACGGUCAACAACUUACUGCACAAAAAGGCUACAUGGUAUAUUUAACACGAGAAAAAUCAUCUCCUCGAAACUACGAUUCCUGGCUGUGCGGAGGAGCAAUUGUGAGUAGCUGGUAUAUCCUGACCUCCGCGGCUUGCGUCGAAGAUGUACAGAACAUGUACGCGGUUGCCGGCUACGACAAAUAUGUCAAAGAAUCCGAUCUAGACACCAAUCCGUGUACGAAACACAUGAAAAGAAGAAUUGUUUAUACUUGCCUACCUGAAGCCUAUGGAUUAGUUUUCGAUAAACUAGAACAAUGGUCUAAGCUCGACAUAGCACUGGUGAAAGUUGAUCAGAAGUACAAAUUCAAGGACAGGUCUUACAUUCAGUAUUGUGCAUACUUACCAAAUAAAAUUAAUGUCAAUUUCGAUAUUAAGUACGAAGAAGCUGGAAGAAAGGCCAUUAUGCUGGGUUGGGGGCACUCACUUAAAUGGCGAGAGAUUGAUGAUAAAACCGAUUACAACCAGAAUACACUCCGUUACGCAUCGACUACGAUUUUUUCUAAGCAUGAUUGUAAACAAUACUUCGACAAACCUGACCUAAGUGAUCUUAUAGAUAAUUUCAUGAUAUGUACUUACAAGCCAGGGAAUAUCGAUGACAAAGGCCAAGUCAAGCGUAACCGACGAAAACUUAAUUUAAACGAAACAUUUGGAACUUCAGAUGUUCGGGAUGGAUGCGGACUGCCCAAGAUCGGGAUGGUUGGCGUUCUAUGGGGGAGGCUUUCGUCCAGCAGUGGAUGGCAAAAGGCUGAAAAUAAUAAUAAUAAUUUAAAGGGUGCUGUCGAAAAAAUCGGGACAAAUGUAUCUCAAUGUCAUGAUGAAAAACCUUCAAGCUUAAGAAUGUUUAACGUGACUCGAAGACAAGGAAUAUGCCAGAACGACCACGGUGGUCCUCUCGUAAGUUGGGUGGAGGGCGCUGAGUACGUCAUCGGCGUAGCCUCUGUGUUCAGAAUAAAUAGCAAGUCGGAGUGCAUGGGCCCUAAUCUCUUCACGAGUACCGCUCGCAACAAGAUCUUUAUUGAUUGCGUUCUUAAUGAGAAAAAUAUUUUAAGAAGAAAUUCGAUAUGUGAUAAGCCAGCCAGCGAGAAGGGCUUUAAUAUGAUAGAACGAAACGUAUCUUGGAUUGACCAUCUUGACGGCUCUGAUGAAAAUGAAAGGAUACAUAAAAGGCCUCAGAUACCAAUCAGUAAUUAUAGAGGGUAAGAAUAUUAAUAAUAAAAACUAAUAAUA
Molecule: messenger RNA, 1438 nt
Organism: Nymphalis io (European peacock)
Lineage: Eukaryota; Metazoa; Arthropoda; Insecta; Lepidoptera; Nymphalidae
Exons: 10
Coding region: 167-1411 (414 amino acids)
Biological process (GO): proteolysis
Molecular function (GO): serine-type endopeptidase activity
Source: RefSeq, a predicted model, not a curated record